Molecule: messenger RNA, 4203 nt
Organism: Trichosurus vulpecula (common brushtail)
Lineage: Eukaryota; Metazoa; Chordata; Mammalia; Diprotodontia; Phalangeridae
Gene: ARHGEF6
Product: Rac/Cdc42 guanine nucleotide exchange factor 6
Exons: 22
Coding region: 325-2706 (793 amino acids)
Molecular function (GO): protein binding; guanyl-nucleotide exchange factor activity
Source: RefSeq, a predicted model, not a curated record
GCAGUCCUAGCUCCUUCAAGUGUUUGUCAGUAUGAGCUUGUUUUUCAGUUGGGGGGUGGGGUGAUGUGUGUUGAAAAAUAUAAUCAUGCUUGUCCCUGGUUCUGGCCCUUGCUCUUUCUAGCUUUGCAUCACUGAGUGUGGUCUCUGUGGUUAGAAGAUCCCACCUUUGGAGUGGACUUUCUGUUGUGGCCAGAGAAGAGUUGUCUCCACUGUUUGCUCAGCAAGCACCCGAAAAGAGAGCCCGGAAAAAAGGAAGACAGCACCCGAUGCAAUCACGGAUGUGGGUAAGAACUUGCAGCUGCUUCGGGUGCACAGUCCUCGGCAAUGAAUCCCGAGGAACGCAUCGUGACAUGGCUCAUCUCUUUGGGAGUUUUAAAUUCCCCCAAGAAGACCAUCUGUGAUCCGGAGGAAUUCUUAAAGGUGUCUCUGAAAAAUGGGGUAGUGCUAUGCAAACUGCUAAAUCGUCUUCUUCCCGGAGCUGUGCAAAAGUACCAUCAGGAGCCCCAAACGGAAGCUGACUGCAUCAGUAACAUUAAGGACUUCCUCAAAGGAUGUGCAGGCCUUCAGGUGGAGGUCUUUGAUCCUUGUGACCUUUACACAGGCAGCAAUUUCUCCAGAGUGCUGAGUACCCUUUUAGCUGUCAACAAAGCCACCGAGGAUCACCAGGUUACAGAAGGACCAUGCCAACCUUUUUCUUCCAUUAGUGCUGUUUCCAGUUCCCAGAUAAACGCCCCAGGAGCAGUUUCUAACUCAGCACCGGUGCUAAGAAGGCAUUCAAAGGCAGCGGAGAUGACUGAAAAUGGGAACCACCAGUUGGUAGUAAAGGCAAGAUUCAACUUUAAGCAGACCAACGAAGAUGAGCUCUCAGUCUGCAAGGGCGACAUCAUUUACGUCACUCGAGUAGAAGAAGGUGGCUGGUGGGAAGGCACGCUCAAUGGGAAAACCGGCUGGUUUCCUAGUAAUUAUGUCAGAGAAAUUAAGCCUAAUGAGAAACCCGGCUCCCCAAAGACAGUAAAAGGACUUGACACUCUUCAGCUCACCAAGAAUUACUACAGUGUGGUUUUGCAAAACAUCCUGGAAACUGAACAGGACUACGCUAAGGAAUUACAGUCGCUUCUUGGGACUUACUUACGACCACUCCAGGCCAAUGACAAGCUGAGUGCUGUGGAAUUUGCGUCUUUAUUGGGCAACUUUGAGGAAGUGUGCACAUUUCAGCAGACCCUGUGCCAGGCCUUGGAGGAGUGUGCAAAACUUCCAGAGAGUCAGCAGAAAGUCGGAGGCUGCCUGAUGUCCCUAAUGCCUCAGUUUAAAUCUCUGUAUCUCACUUAUUGCGCUAAUCAUCCCUCAGCUGUGAAUGUUAUAACUCAGCACAGUGACAGUCUGGAAAAGUUUAUGGAGAGUCAGGGAGCAGCCAAUCCGGGGAUUCUCCUAUUGACGACAAACCUCAGCAAACCCUUCAUGCGACUGGAAAAGUACGUGUCUCUUCUCCAAGAGCUGGAGCGCCACAUGGAGGAGGCUCAUCUGGACCACCAGGAUGUUCUGAAAGCUGUUGGAUCAUUCAAGGCUCUGGCGGCCCAGUGUCAGGACCUGAGAAAGAAGAAGCAGCUGGAGUUGCAAAUUCUCUCUGAAACCAUUCAGGGCUGGGAAGGAGACGAUAUAAAAACCUUGGGCAAUGUCAUCUUUAUGUCACAAGUAAUGGUGCAGUGUGGUACCAACGAGGAGAAAGAAGAAAGAUAUUUCUUGUUAUUUCCGAGUGUUCUGCUCAUGGUAUCGGCAAGUCCUCGGAUGAGCGGCUUUAUCUAUCAGGGAAAACUCCCAAUCUCGGGAAUGAUGUUAACAAAAUUGGAUGAAAGUGAAGGCAGUGACUGUUCGUUUGAAAUAGCAGGCCCCCUGUUUGAGAGGAUGACAGUGUUCUGUUCCAGCAGCCAGGAUCUCCAGGAGUGGCUGGAUCACCUGCACAGAUUGAUCAGGGGCACUGGUGUGGGCAGCGUGCUCGUGAAAACUCAGUCAUGGAGUGCCCCAUCUGUAAGCACUGGGCUAGGUUCUGCCCCUGGGGAGUCUGAUGAGGUCCAGUCUUCUAGUGCUGCCGGACAACCUCGAGGAGCCCUGGAGCCUCCCCCAAUUCAAAAGCCCUGGAGCUUAAGUUGUCUCAGACCUGCACCUCCUCUUAGACCUUCAGCAGCUCUAGGUUACAAAGAGAGGAUGUCUUAUAUCUUAAAGGAUUCCAGCAAGAGCCCUAAAACAAUGAAGAAAUUUCUCCAUAAAAGAAAAACGGAGAGAAAAGCAUCGGAGGAAGAAUACGUCAUUAGGAAAAGUACAGCAGCCCUGGAAGAAGAUGCCCAGAUCCUGAGAGUGAUUGAGGCCUACUGCACCAGUGCCAGUGCAGGCCUUCAGCAAAGCCAUGCCUCAGGUGCCCGCAAGGACUCCAUCCCACAGGUCUUACUCCCAGAGGAAGAGAAAAUUAUCGUGGAGGAGACCAGAAGCAAUGGGCAGACAGUUAUAGAGGAAAAAAGCCUUGUUGACACUGUUUAUGCACUGAAGGAUGAAGUCAAGGAAUUAAAGCAGGAGAAUAAAAAAAUGAAGCAAUGCCUAGAAGAAGAAUUGAAGUCCAGGAAAGACUUGGAAAAGUUGGUCAGGAGGCUGUUGAAGCAAACGGAUGAGUGCAUGAGGGCAGACCCAGGCGGCAAGGCCUCCCUCCUGGCUUAAGGCUACCCCAUCCAUGCUGCCGGCACUCACUCAGGUGCGACUUGGGAUCUCCAGGAAAGGAAAACCAGACCUUUUGACUUACUCUGCUCCUCGCCUUGUCUGCUUUCUGUGUAUUUGGCUGUUUUCUGUUAUAGGAAAAAAAAAGGAAUUUGUAGUGGAAAUAGCCUUCCAUUCAAUAAGGAAAUGAAACCAAUAGGAAUUAUUGCAGUAAGAGGGGUCAGCAAAUGGCCCUAGGUUCACGGUUCAUCCUAUCUACUCUUCAGCUGGUUGGGUCACUAGUGCUUUGGACAAAGCUACUCUCGGAGAAGCUGCCAAAUGGUGCCCAGUGAGGGAGGCUGGCACACCCACUCCUUCCUCCCAAGAGCUUUCCUUGAUCUUGAAGCCCCUCAGUUAUUCAUUCAAGAAGCAUCGAUGAGCCCCCACUACGCACCAGGCUCCAUGCUCAGUGCCGGAGAUGCAGAGAUAAAAACAAAAUGGCUCCUGCCCUCAACACGCUUAUUCUCUAUUCAGGGAGGAGUCAACGCCAAAUAUAUGUGAAACCAGUAUGGAGUUAUUGGGGAGUUUCUAAUGACUGAGGGGGGUGGAUGAGGAAUCAAGAAAAGCCUCAUGUGGGAAGUGGUACCUAAUUUAUUGAAUGGUAAAGUCCUAUGGCCCAUGCACCCUGUCUAAUCCCCCCCUUCAUGUAUACAUGUUAGUUUUUUUCCUUUAAUUUUAAUUUUCUAACAAGAUAGUGAGGGAGACUCAGUAGUCCUUUUGUUGCUUUUGUGUUGGUCUAAUUGACAUGCUUGAUUUAAGCCAAUGGAGCAGGCGCUUUCAUCAUUGCCACAAACACCAAGCCGUAAUGCCGGCAGGCUAUUUCUAGCGUGUGAUGACGACGUUGUGGCAACUUCUCCGCUAGAGCAUUGUAGAUGUAGACGUUUCGCAUUUCCCCAGUUCUUUGACUUCACAGUACCCAACAGUACGUCAUUCUGGUUGGAACACGCUUUUGCUCACUCCCCUUCCUGUAGUCAGACCAUGAGCUCUUCUGGCAUCCUGGUUCUGGAUUCCAGCCUCCCAUCACUGGGGCGUCUCAAAGUCUCCACCAAGAGAAGAGGUUGGCUUCUAACAGGAGAUGGUCAUUUGGCUGUGGCCCACUUAUAGGCAGUCCCCCCAACCCCCUAAAGAGAAGGCUUUUCAAUGUCAUUGGCAAGAAUCUGUUCUCCCCAGGAAGGUCAAUGUUUGCCCAACCACGAGUGGGGCCUGCUUGGAGCUGGCUGGUCUGCUGAUUGGGCUCCCCUUUUUUCCUCAGUAACUUUGUUGGAAUCCCAGCAGUCCAAACACAGCUGGAGCUCAUGGCCAUAGAAUAGUCAGCAGAUCCCAGGCAUCCUUCAGCACAAUAUAGGAAAGAAUGUGUGGUAGAUAAUUAGGAAGUCCCAAAGGCAGGUGAAGUUUGACCAGCAUGGGACAGAUCCCUUUUGAGGGAUGGAAAAAAAAGGGGCAUUAGAUUGAAAAAAAAAA